Messenger RNA from Haliotis rufescens (red abalone), 3083 nucleotides. RefSeq names its product G-protein coupled receptor dmsr-1-like. The record is from RefSeq and is a predicted model, not a curated record. Gene Ontology annotation, molecular function: G protein-coupled peptide receptor activity. Gene Ontology annotation, cellular component: membrane. Lineage: Eukaryota; Metazoa; Mollusca; Gastropoda; Lepetellida; Haliotidae. Gene Ontology annotation, biological process: G protein-coupled receptor signaling pathway. The transcript is spliced from 3 exons. Bases 472 to 1572 code for a protein of 366 amino acids.
CAGUGACAACGGGAGUCGAUAGUCACGCUUACCUUGCCAUUCGCCCAGCAUUACCGUGUGCAUUGACCUCAGGACAUAUGGCGGUUCGUCGUUUCCGUUAAUAUUAAAGACUACCAGGGAGAAACAAGACGAAUCGAAGGCCCGGCGCCCCCUUUCACCAUUGGUCCAACCCAUCCAGCAGCGUGUAUACGCUGUGAGUACCAACACUCCUGCACGGCUUACUACAAUCAGUGGACGAGGAUGGAUCUAUACGUGUAACAGCUAGAGGAUCCGACUGCCCGGGAACGCAGGAUUUUGUGAUCACUUAAUGGAUAUUUGUAGAGACCUGUUGGAAUAUGUUGUAUGGGCGUUGGUGAAGACGGAUUUUCGUAGAGCUGCUUGAUUCUUAACCAUGGAACUAGUGUGCACGGGACUAGGUGAUGGAACGUUUCUGUAAUUACGAGAGCACGUGAGUGGUUUGUCUGAACCAGGAUGGAGUCGAACCUGACAGAAUACGAACCGUACAAAAGCGAAACGCUUGUGUCCUUCUACAAAUGGUACACGGGCGUCCAUGGCUAUCUCAGCAUCCUUGUCUGUGUGUUCGGGAUCCCAAUGAACCUCAUCAACAUCACAGUCCUUUCCCAGAAGCACAUGCGAACGCCUAUUAACUGUAUCCUAACGUGGCUGGCGGUGUCGGAUCUACUUACAAUGACGUCAUACGUCCCCUUUGCUAUUCACUUUUACUGUGUGUAUCCGCCCUGGGAAGCAUCCCCUGAGAAGAACAGCCAGGGAUGGAUGCAGUUCAUUUUGUUCCAUAUCAACUUCUCGGCCGCCACCCACACAGUUUCAAUCUGGCUUGGUGUUACCCUUGCUAUUUUUCGAUACAAGCAUAUUUAUUCUCCUGCCAAAGGGGCGAUAACUCGUAUACGACGACUCGUCCGCGCCAGAAUUGCCGUUGUAAUGAUCUAUGUAUUAUCCGCUGUAGGCCUUACCCCGAACUAUAUGACAAACAAGCUUACACAUUCUUUGAAUGGAAACAACGAAACAAUAUACCAUUUUGAAAACCUCGGACUAGGAACAUCAGACGUUAAGCCAGUUGUUCUGUUGAAUUUAUGGAUGUACAGUCUGUUAGCAAAGUUGCUGCCGUGUAUUUUGAUGGUAGUCUACGGAGGACUGCUCGUCUGGACUCUCAAAUCCAAGCUGCGUCACAAACGCAGACGACUUUCCUGCACUUCCGCCACGAUGCAGCGCCCCCUAGACAACUCACGAACGACCCGGAUGUUGCUGAUUGUGAUCGUCCUUUUCCUGAUCACGGAGUUUCCACAAGGAAUUCUCAUCAUCAUUAGUGUGACGUCUAAAGGAUUUUUCAAGAAUGUUUACAUUCCGCUUGGUGAUUUAAUGGAUAUGGUAGCCCUUAUAAACAAUGGCGUCAACUUUGUGCUGUACUGCGCUAUGAGUAGGGACUUCAGGAGAACACUGAUGGACUUGUUAAAGAUGGCUGUCAUGCCCAAUGCCAAACAAACGGUAGCUAAUGGCAUCAACAACACCGACUCGGAGCGUUCAAAUACAGCGUUGAUUCUGCGCAUGACAUGACUAAGGCGGACCAGGGAUGGGUGACAUUGUAAAAAUAUGGCGCAUGCUCAGUGUCGUUUCCGGUAUGUGACGUGGGCAAAAUGUGAAUACAGCUUUACCUGACAAUUGGUAAUUUUAUGUUUAUUUAAGCGUCUUGAGCGCCCAUCGUGUCAACCUGACGUGGCACUGAGUAAUGAUGGUAUGUGAGAUGUGAUGAUAUUCCACUGAGAGUCAGGCUCACCAAAACCAUAUCAGCUUCUCGUCGUUGCCUUGUGAUGCAUUCACCUCCCGCACCCUAUCCCUGUGUUAUAGAUAUUACACGAGAUCUUUGUUCAGAGAAACUCGAAAAUCAGGACCAUCUUUUCCUGGUAAGAUUCGACGGAUAAAAGCAUGUCCCGUUUGACAACUACCCGAAUUGACGAAUGUCACGCGUGAAAACGACGGCAGAUUUCCUGGAACGGGAGUCAAUCGGGGCUUCACAGGACAUUGACCCUAUGUGACUCUUCUAACUAGUGAAAUAAGUCCCUAUAAUUCAAGACAUUAAUAUUACCCUAACCAAUAAUCUUUCCAAAUACGGUGAAACCUUUUUUACCGGUUAAGCCAUGGGAAACGACUAAGCGUAUUUCGGGACAACCGGAGCAGCAAUAUCAGACCAUAAGGAUCUUGAAAUUACGUCUUAAACGAAGUUUGAGUUCGCAAUAAGUAUUGAAAUAUUGACAAAAGUUUAAAAUUACAAGUAUAUUCAUCACUUAAUGUGACAUCGCGUCCAUUUGUAGAGGAGGGAAAAAACAUACCCGGAAUCACACGGAAAACAGAUUUUUUAACUUCAUUUGACUAAUAUAGUGCUGAUUCUCUGUUCGUGCAUUGUGCAUAUAAAAUAAUUAUAGAUAAGCAAGUCAGGUUUAACAUCUUUUUUUAUCAAUAUUUCAGUAAUAUCAAGGGGUCAUCUAAAUGUGGUAGGAUUGUACAAAUUGAAAGCAUGUCGAACAAAGUACACUUUGAUGAAACCCCCGAGCAGGGUAAGAUGUUGAUGAUCAAAUAUAAUAAUUGGGGCGAACCUCUGAGUUUUACCCAGGAGCCUGGUUGUCUAAGGGACACCACUCUUCACUGCAAGUUGUGGCAACUGAGACCACGCGCCCCAAACUCCCGAACUUACACUGGAAGAAUGUUUACAAAUAUCUUCUUCACAAGCAGAAACAAUUGUUGUAAGUUUAACAUAAACAUUUAAUGCGACAUAUUUCCAAGCAUAAACAAUUGUAAAUUUAAUUUACAUAUUAACUAGCACAAACGAUGGUUGUAAAUAUAAUUUAAGUAUUUUACAUAUUUGAAGUAUUGGAAAUUCCUAAGUUGCACACAUUCACGUAAAUGUCUAUGUGAAUUUACAUACAUUUACGUAACUUUAUAUCUAAAUUUACAGGGGGCGCCGCGAUUCGCUGUGCAGAGUUGCGUCCCUUGGGCACGCCAGACACCUAUUAUUGUGGCUUCGAAUCCCGGUUCGCCCCGAUUAUGUUUCUAGGUUUGUCAGCACCAUA